Messenger RNA from Brettanomyces nanus, 1590 nucleotides. RefSeq lists its product as uncharacterized. Lineage: Eukaryota; Fungi; Ascomycota; Pichiomycetes; Pichiales; Pichiaceae. The coding region runs from base 1 to 1590 and encodes 529 amino acids. The record is from RefSeq and is a predicted model, not a curated record. The transcript has a single exon. Gene Ontology annotation, molecular function: glycosyltransferase activity.
AUGUCUAUUCGAAGGUACAAACGAUUUCUAAUCUUGGUGACUAUUGUCCUCGUAUGUUUGAUUGCCGGUGAUUUAUUUAAGAAUUCUGGACAUGUCGUGAAUAUUGUUGGUUUACGAGCAGAUCAAGGGAAUAUCCAUAAAAAUAAAGAGGACCCUGUCAUUGAAGCUUUGCUAAAAAAAAAAACUCUCACUGACGACGAAGAGGUUGAAGUGAUUCACCAUUUCGGCUUUAAUCCUUACGAAAUAAAGUCUAUCUCAGCAGAGACAUUGUUUCAAUUACAUCGAACUAAAGAAAUCGAUAUAGGUGAGGAUUAUCUUGAUUGGGGUAAAGUGGCAUACGUUCAAUAUGCCACCGAUCUUGAUCACGUGUGCCCAGCAGUAAUCAACUUCAAUCGUUUGAGACAACUUGGUGCCAAGGCUGACUUUCUGUUUCUUUAUGCUGGUAACCAAUCCGAAGUGAAUAAUGAAAGCGAAAAAGAGAUGUUGAAGAAAAUCGAGAGUACAGGAGCUACCAUCAAGUAUGUCAAGCCAAUUGAAUUACCUUCCGAAUCUUCGUAUUGGGAGAAGAGCUUCACCAAGUUGUACAGUUUUUCAUUGACUGAGUACGACAGAGUUGUAUUUUUCGAUUCGGAUUCACUCGUUCUCAAAAGCAUGGACGAGUUAUUUACCCUCCCAGACUCCGUAUUGGCUAUGCCCGUCAAUUAUAUCAACUUUCGAGACUUUGAUAAACUGAAAUUGAAACUGGAGGGUGCAAUUGAAACACCUUAUGAUAGAGCCAACGAAUUAUCUGACUACUACGCUGAAAUUAUAGAGCCCGAGACUGGAUAUGAUGACAUUGAAUGGCUCAUGAAGAUAGUGUAUGCUUCGUUACCUUCUUUGAAUCUAUCUAUCAAAUUACUAAAGUCGUACGGACUACAGUAUCAACUAGCAAGUUAUAUUAUGGUGAUUCAUCCUAAUAAAGAUGUUUUUAACAGCUUGAUGGAGGCACUUAAUCACCGCAAGAAAAACGAGUACGAUAUGGAUGUCUUGAAUAACGUAUUCAACUUGGAAAAGAUCGCACGAACGCAUAAAAACUAUUAUAGCUUGGGAGAUCAGUCUUAUAUUCCGUUGAUUCAAGUUAUUCCUCAUAAUCCUUAUGCUUUGCUCUCUGGAGAAUUACGAAAGUUCCAUCGAUCCCAUGACUGCUAUCUUGCCGACCCCAUCAAUCUUCCGGAAAUCGGUUACGACUACCCAGAAUUGAAGAAUCCUGGUGUAAAAACCUCUCCAAUUGGUUAUCUCCAGGAUGAAGAAUCAGAGAGCACGACCCAUCUAGAAAUACCAUAUUGGUCAUGGUAUUGGGACAAGCAAGUGACUACGUAUGGAUGGAGCAGUAAUGUGGUGCUUGGAGAUGCUAAACUAGUGCACUUCUCAGAUGCUCCACUACCUAAACCGUGGACACCGAUACCUGAUAUCAGAAACAAACUUGCUUUGGAUGCGCAGAUUCAAUGUGAAAAGGUUACAGGGGGUAAUAAGCUAGGCUGCGAGAAGGAGGUGAACCAAUGGGUAGCACUCUACGAUAAGUACUCGCAAUUAGCACAACAAUAUUGUUAA